GGGAGACCCGGGCCCCGGUGGCUUUCUACAGUGAGCGUGGGGAGCGGGCGUGGGGGGGGGGGCCGCCCGUGGCGCCGGCGGCUGGGACCAUGUCGGCGGACGAGGAGGAGCUGAAAGUCCCGGAGGAUAUGUUCAAAGAUGUCAAGUUCUUCGUGGUGGGAGACAUCGACCCCAAGGUUAUUCAACUUCUGAAAGCUGGAAAAGCAAAGGAAGUCUCUUACAAUGCGCUGGCUUCACAUAUUAUUGCAGAAGAUGGGGACAACCCAGAAGUUGGAGAAUCUCGUGAAGUUUUUGAUCUCCCUGUGGUAAAGCCUUCCUGGGUGAUCUUGUCUGUUCGCUGUGGAGCUCUUCUGCCUGUAAAUGGCUUUUCUCCAGAAUCGUGUCAGAUCUUUUUUGGAGUCACUGCCUGUCUCUCUCAGGUUUCAUCUGAGGACCGAAAUACACUGUGGGCUUUGAUUACAUUUUAUGGAGGGAAUUGCCGGCUGAGCCUCAAUAAUAAGUGCACUCAUUUGAUUGUGCCUGAGCCAAAGGGGGAAAAAUAUGAAUGUGCAUGUAAACGGGACAGCAUUAAAAUUGUGACACCUGACUGGGUACUGGAUUCUGUAGCUGAUAAGACUAAAAAAGAAGAGAUUCCUUAUCAUCCUCGUUUAAAUAUAUACGAAGAGGAAGAAGAGGAAGAGGAGGAAGAGGAGGAAGAAGUAGAAAAUGAAGAACAAGAUUCUCAAAAUGAAGCUAGUACUGAUGAGAAGUUAUCAAGCCCAGCAUCUUCUAGAGAAGGAUCACCUUUGGGUGAUCAAGUUUUUUCACCAAAAUCUACUACUGCUGAAAAGGCAAAAGGGGAACUGAUGUUUGAUGAUUCUUCAGAUUCCUCUCCAGAAAAGCAGGAAAGGAAUUUGAAUUGGACACCUGCUGAAGUCCCACAGGCAUCUGCUGCAAAGCGCAGGUUGCCCCAAGGGAAGGACUCUGGGUUAAUUAAUUUGUGUGCCAAUGUCCCACCAGUGCCAGGUAAUAUUUUGCCUCCAGACAUGAGAGGCAAUCUAAUGGCUUCAGUACAAGGUGCCCAAAGUUCUGAUCGACAGGAGAUGAUGGCUACGUGGAGUCCAGCUGUGCGGACGUUAAGGAAUAUUACUAAUAGUGCUGAUAUUCAGCAGAUUAAUAGACCAUCAAAUGUAGCACAUAUAUUACAAUCACUUUCAGCACCUACAAAAAGUUUAGAACAACAAGUAAAUCAUAGCCAACAGGGACAUCCAAAUGCGGUGCUGUUUAGUCAAGUGAAACUAACACCAGAGACACAUUUGUUACAGCAGUCACAUCAAGCACAACAGCAACAGCACCAUCCUCUUCUACACCUUCAACCUCAACAACUUAUGCAGCUUCAACAGCAGCAGCAGCAGCAACAACCCCAGAUUUCUCAGCAGUCUUUCCAACAGCAGCAGCCUCAUCAGUUUUCACAACAGCAGCAGCAAGUCCAUCAGCAGCACCAGUUCGCACAACAGCAGCUUCAGUUUCCACAGCAGCAGUUACAUGCUCAGCAGCAGCUACACCGUCCUCAGCAACAGCUCCAAUUCCAACAGCAGCAUGCUUUACAGCAGCAACUUCAUCAAUUGCAGCAGCAGCAGCUACAACAGCAACAACUGCAGCAGCUACAGCAACAGAAUCUGCAACAACAACAACAACAGCUGCAACAUCAUCAGCAACAAAUACAGCAGCAGCAGUUGCAGCAGCAGCACUUACAGCGAUUACACCAACAGCAUCAACAACAGCAAAUGCAGAAUCAGGCAGCACAGCACUUAACUCAGGCACCUCAAGCACUACAGCAUCAAGUUGCUGUCCAGCAGCCACCACACCACCAGCAGCAACAGCAACAACUGCAACAGCAGCCACUUUAUGGACAUGAUCCAGCAGUGGAAAUUCCAGAAGAUUAUUUCCUAUUGGGCUGUGUCUUUGCAAUUGCUGAUUACCCAGAACAGAUGUCAGACAAGCAGCUCUUAGCGACCUGGAAACGGAUCAUUCAAGCACAUGGUGGGACAGUGGACCCUACCCUUACAAGCAGAUGUACACAUCUUCUUUGUGAAAGCCAAGUCAGUAACAUGUAUGCUCAGGCUUUAAGAGAAAGGAAGAGAUGUAUCACAGCACAUUGGCUGAACUCAAUCCUGAAGAAGAAGAAAAUGGUCCCACCUCAUCGAGCCCUGCAUUUUCCAGUGGCAUUUCCACCAGGAGGAAAGCCAUGCUCUCAACAUAUAAUCUCUGUGACAGGAUUUGUUGAUAGUGACAGAGAUGACCUCAAACUAAUGGCCUACCUAGCAGGUGCCAAAUACACAGGCUACCUGUGCCGCAGCAAUACAGUUCUCAUCUGCAAAGAGCCCAGUGGCUUGAAGUAUGAGAAGGCUAAGGAGUGGAGAAUCCCCUGUGUAAACGCGCAGUGGCUCUGUGACAUACUGCUAGGGAACUUUGAAGCUUUGCGGCAGAUCCAGCACAGUCGGUACACAGUGUUCAGUCUUCAGGACCCACUUUCUCCAAGUCAACAUCUAGUCCUAAACCUUCUGGAUGCUUGGAGAGUCCCAUUAAAGGUAUCACCAGAACUAUUGAUGGGUGUGAGGUUGCCUUUGAAACCAAAGCAAAAUGAGUCCAGUCUUCAGCCAUCUUCCAAAAGAGCAAGGAUUGAAGACCUCCCACCACCUACUAAAAAACUCACCCCAGAAUUGACACCGAUGGUGCUUUUCACAGGAUUUGAACCUAUGCAAGUUCAACAGUACAUUAAGAAACUGUAUAUCCUUGGAGGUGAAGUAGCAGAAUCUGCUCAGAAGUGUACCCAUCUAAUUGCAAGCAAAGUGACCCGAACCGUCAAAUUCCUGACAGCAAUUUCUGUAGUCAAGCACAUAGUAACUCCAGAGUGGUUAGAGGAAUGUUUCAAAUGCCAGAAGUUUGUUGAUGAGCAGAACUUUGUGCUCAGAGAUGCUGAAGCUGAAGUGCUUUUCUGCUUUAGUCUAGAAGAGUCUCUAAAGAGGGCACAAGUAGCUCCACUCUUCAAGGGAAAGUACUUUUACAUUACACCUGGAAUCUGUCCUAGUCUUUCCACCAUGAAAGCUAUUGUGGAAUGCGCAGGAGGAAAAGUGCUCUCUAAGCAACCUUCUUUUCGAAAGCUCAUGGAGCACAAGCAGAACAAAAGUUUGCCAGAGAUAAUCUUGAUUUCCUGUGAAAAUGACCUUCAUCUGUGCCGAGAAUAUUUCGCAAGAGGCAUAGAUGUCCACAAUGCUGAGUUUGUCCUGACUGGAGUACUCACUCAAACACUGGAUUAUGAAUCAUACAAAUUUACUUGAUGGACAGUGCAAUGCCUUACUGCUUCGGAAUCCUUGGAGCACCAAAUCUUAACUGUUCAGCCAUCAUACAAAUCUUCCUGUGGAUGCUGUUUUCCAGCUGUUUUCCUAGGGGUGAUGAGGAGUUUAAAGCAGGAAAGCAAAAAAAUUCAACUGCAUCUUUUUUAGGAUGUGUAAUUUUAUUACGCUGCAACAUAAUUUACUAUGUUUUGUAUUAUACCAUUUUAAAAGAGCCCACUUCAGGUAUCAGGAUUUAGCCCCUUUUUAAAUGUUUUCACAGGAGAUGGUGGUACUUCAGCCAAAAGGGUCAUUUGGGUGUAAAAAAGAAAGAAAAAGGGCUUGCUAUAUUAAAUUAUGGAUGUUGAAGAUGAAAAUGUUUUGUACUUUAUUUUUAUUUCUUAAUACUCUAUUUUCUUUUAUAUUGCUAUUUUGCCCACCUUUUAAAUAAAUGUACUUUGCAAUGUUUUACUCUAUUUUUUAGUGGUGGUGGUUCAUUUUUGGUUUUGGAAUACUGUGCAACAGUUGGCACUCUGGUAAGAGUAAAUUACUCGAAUCUUUUUUCCUAGCAAUGUAAAAAGCUUCAUCACCAGGUGUGUUUUUUCAUAGAUGGAAUCCCAGUGCUUUUUAGGGAAGUUGUUGUAAAUGUGUAUUAUGUGUUCUUACUGAAACAAGCAGCUUGAAGGAAGGGGGAAAAAAAACCACCUAUUAACCUUGCCUAUUACACUGUUGUGCUAACUUCUGUUUGUAUAGUGAGUUUUCCUAAAAUAAAUAUUAAAA
Messenger RNA from Pogoniulus pusillus (Red-fronted tinkerbird), 4094 nucleotides. It is a transcript of the gene PAXIP1, whose product is annotated as PAX interacting protein 1. Gene Ontology annotation, biological process: positive regulation of transcription initiation by RNA polymerase II. The record is from RefSeq and is a predicted model, not a curated record. The transcript has 21 exons. Bases 90 to 3320 code for a protein of 1076 amino acids. NCBI's taxonomy places the organism in Eukaryota, Metazoa, Chordata, Aves, Piciformes, Lybiidae. Gene Ontology annotation, cellular component: nucleus.